CAACAACAUCAGCAGCACCCGCUAAAUUUCUGCCACCACGAUCCCUCGAUCCCGCGUUUCCCACCAUCAACAACAUCCCACGACGACUCGACCGAUCGGAAACCGCGUUCGAAUCCGCAUUCUUCCAUCAACAGUUUUUUCCCACAUUUUAUUCCCGAUUUUUUUUACGCGACCACUCCAACAAUGGCGGGCGGCAAGGGCAAGUCUUCUGGUGGAAAGAGCUCCGGCGGCAAGACGAGUGCUGCCGAGGGUUCCAAGAAGCAGCAGAGCCACUCUGCGCGCGCCGGUCUUCAGUUCCCCUGCGGCCGUGUCAAGCGUUUCCUCAAGCAAAACACUCAGAACAAGAUGCGCGUGGGAGCAAAGGCUGCCGUGUACGUCACUGCUGUUCUCGAGUAUCUUACAGCUGAAGUCCUAGAGCUGGCAGGCAAUGCUGCCAAGGACCUCAAGGUCAAGCGUAUCACCCCCCGCCACCUCCAGCUUGCCAUCCGUGGUGACGAAGAGCUCGACACCUUGAUCCGCGCGACGAUUGCAUACGGUGGUGUGUUGCCACACAUCAACCGCGCCCUCCUGCUCAAGGUGGAGCAGAAGAAGAAGGCCAAGGCGCUCGAGGGUUAA
Messenger RNA from Fusarium keratoplasticum, 615 nucleotides. RefSeq names its product Histone H2A. NCBI's taxonomy places the organism in Eukaryota, Fungi, Ascomycota, Sordariomycetes, Hypocreales, Nectriaceae. The transcript has 3 exons. Gene Ontology annotation, molecular function: DNA binding; protein heterodimerization activity; structural constituent of chromatin. The record is from RefSeq and is a predicted model, not a curated record. Gene Ontology annotation, cellular component: nucleosome. The coding region runs from base 184 to 615 and encodes 143 amino acids.